UUAAUUUUUACCUGUAUUUCCUUUUAUUUCACUUUAUUCUCAUCACUUAAAUUAUUUGCCGGGCUCUCCGGCCGACUCCUCCCGAGAGGGUGGAUUAUUCCUCGGGGGAUCCCCGCUGCUCCAGAGGAAGGUUGUUGACACUGUGGCUGCAGUUUACUCACCAGAUACCAACCAAACACUAAUAUUUGGAGAAACACUUGGAUCGGUACAGUUACUCACUCAGGAUGCCUUUCAAAGCUGGAUUAGAGCUGACUGAAUUGCAGAAUAUGACUGUCCCCGAAGAUGAUAACAUCAGCAACGAUUCAAAUGAUUUCACAGAGGUGGAAAAUGGCCAGAUAAAUAGCAAGUUUAUUUCGGAUCGUGAAAGCAGAAGAAGUCUCACAAACAGCCACUUGGAGAAGAAGAAAUGUGAUGAAUAUAUUCCAGGAACUACUUCUCUGGGAAUGUCUGUCUUCAACCUCAGCAAUGCGAUUAUGGGCAGUGGGAUUUUGGGUCUCUCUUUUGCCUUGGCCAACACAGGAAUUCUCCUUUUUCUGCUGCUCUUGGUUUCAGUGACACUGCUGUCUAUUUAUUCAAUACAUCUUCUGUUGGUGUGUUCAAAGGAAACAGGCUGCAUGGUGUAUGAAAAGCUGGGUGAGCAAGUCUUCGGUACCCCAGGGAAAAUGCUUGUCUUUGGAUCUACAUCUCUCCAGAACAUUGGAGCAAUGUUGAGCUAUCUCUUCAUAGUCAAAAAUGAGCUGUCUUCUGCCAUAAACUUCCUAAUGGGAAAAGAAGAAAAUUUUUCGGCAUGGUAUGUGGAUGGGCGGUUUCUUGUUGUCACAGUGACGUUUGGUAUAAUCCUCCCUUUAUGUCUGCUUAAGAACUUAGGGUAUCUUGGCUAUACCAGUGGGUUUUCAUUAAGCUGCAUGGUAUUUUUCCUGGUAGUGGUUAUUUACAAGAAGUUUCAAAUUCCCUGUGGUGGAGUGGAGCUAAAUGCAACAUCAUCUAUCCUAUCAAAUAGCUCAGCAUAUGACAAUAUGUGUAAGCCAAAGUAUGUUAUCUUUAAUUCCAAGACCGUGUACGCUUUGCCCACCAUUGCUUUUGCGUUUGUGUGCCACCCGUCAGUCCUCCCGAUUUACAGCGAGCUUAAAGACCGUUCGCAGAAAAAAAUGCAGUUGGUUUCAAAUAUCUCAUUUUUUGCCAUGUUUGUGAUGUACUUUAUGACUGCCAUAUUUGGCUAUUUGACUUUCUAUGACACUGUGCAGUCAGAUCUGCUUCACAAGUACCAGAGCAAAGACGACAUCCUCAUCCUGACCGUGCGCUUGGCUGUGAUCGUUGCGGUGAUACUCACGGUGCCGGUGCUGUUUUUCACUGUGCGUUCAUCAUUAUUUGAGCUGGCUAGAAAAACAAAAUUUGACUUAUGCCACCAUGUUCUGGUUACUGUGGUUCUUUUGGUUAUCAUCAACCUGCUAGUCAUUUUUAUCCCAACGAUGAAGGAUAUUUUCGGAGUUGUAGGGGUCACUUCGGCCAACAUGCUGAUUUUCAUUCUUCCUUCAUCGUUGUAUUUAAAAAUUAAACAGCAGGAUGGAUCAAAGCUGACUCAGAGGAUUUGGGCUUCUCUUUUCUUGGCACUGGGGAUAUUGUUUUCCCUAGUGAGCAUUCCUUUGGUCAUCUAUGACUGGGUACAAUCACGAGGCAAUGAAGGCCACUGAAGUUCACCUGCUGAAGACCCCCCUGUUUGCUACACACCAAAAUCGCAACCACCCGUUCUGUUAUCUAUCCCAUCUUUUGUGAGUUCACUCAAAUCAAAUCCAAAUAAUGAUUAUCCAGUACUGAAAAUACUGUUAGAAAACAGACCCGUUUUCCUAUCACUCUGUCCCCUAGUACUGCAUUAUCAGAUCAGCACUGAGUCUGUGUUAAUUGUCUGUAAGACUGUACCAGAGCAUUGCUUAUAGGAAUUCAUCACAAUUAAUUUGUUUCCCCUGUUCCACCCAUGAACUGCAUUGUUCCUUGAUUAUCCUUAGCCCUUCAGCCAUAAGCUCUGCUCUUUUUAGAGCAGCAGUGCCUGUUGUUAUCAAUCCCAACUGGAGUGAUGUCCGUUCACACCCUUUCCCUCCUGUCUUUUAGCCAGAGCUCUGCUCUCCAACUGUACCCAUCCAGUUUUUCAGUUUGUUGGUUUGUUCUGUUGCUGUUUCAUGCACCAUUUGCCUCACUGGAUAAAGUGUAGCAUUCUGGAUAUGUGCACAAAAAGCAUUAUGAGAGCAUAAAUGAGCGUUUUAUAAGCAUAGGUCCUAAAUUUGGUGCUUCUCUCUGAUGUUCUGAUGGGGAAACCAGCCCCAGGGCUUGGCCCUUUUGUGGUUUUGGGGAACAGACCUGUACAUGUGUAUGUGUCUUGUAAUGUGGUGCAGGGAGCAGAAGAAAGAUGGCCAGCAAGAUGUGCCCUUGGCACACUUCAGUUGAAGCCUGACCAGAACUAGACUUUACCCCAAACCAGGAGUAUUUGAGCCUUAUGAGAAGCAGAUGCUCGGAUAUUUCCAUAGGAAGUCUGUGCUUUCUUCAGCAAUAAGCUGUUUACUGAUGCCCCACAUCCCUCAGAAAAGAAGAGACAAGCUCCAGUUUUAUCAAAACCUACGCAUUUAAUCAUACCUCAUGUCUUUUCCAUUCUGGGAUUCAUGUGUACAUACCUUACUGAGAUAGGCUCCUCCAUUGUGUCUUACCCUCCUCCCACUGAAGUCGCAGGGGGGUUUGACAGCAGUGGGAGCAGGUUUUGACUCACCCUGCCAAACUGAUGGAUUUCUAAUGGAAAUUGAAAUCUGUAACAUUUCUUUAAAAACAAACACUUUUUAUACUUAAACUGUUUCAUUUACGUUUCUCAUUGGUUCUCCAUAACAGUUAAAGACAAGACAUUCAAUUACUACUAGCAGGAGCACUGUAACUUGCAUCUGUUGUCCACAAAAUAAGCGUUUGCCUAAUGCCUUAUAGCUGGUGUAGAGAACUACUUGUAGAGACUCAAAUGCUAAGCAGGUGAUUGUUACCCAUCCUGAGCAGACAUCUUCUGUUAGUGCACUGCCAGCAGCAUAAACGUGUUCAUUUUGUGUCAUUCACCACGUGAGCUAAAAAGCGUCUCAAAAUACGAACCCAGCUCCCACUGAAAGAACUGAUGGCUAAAGGGAGCCCUGCUUCAUGCCUGAAGGCAGAGUGAUGCCCUUGGAAUGCUCGAGCCAUACCUGCCAGUAUGCAGUGACCCUCUUGUUCCCAGUAGCUGGUUCAUUGCUGACUCCCGUUGUUCACUGUGGAAGGAGACUGUCAUCAGGUGUGGGGAUCCUGUCAUUGCAGCUUGCUCUUUUUAAGGUUAGGGAUGAAGAAUCUGGGAUCUUGGGAUUUCUGUGAGCUGUUGAAUUGCCUCAGUUGCCAUGCCUUGUUCUGCAUGGCCUGAAGCCACUGAGAGACCACAGAGCACUUCUCAGGACCUUGAAAGUUGGCUUCUAAGGGUAACAUCCAGAGAGGUUAGUUUGGGGCCUUCUUUGGAAUUUGGCAUUGAGAUGCAGGGUGUUCAUGCUGCAGAAACUAAGCCUAAUAAACCCAACUUGUAGAUCUGUACCUCAGCUUAGGCAGCGAGGUGCCCAGCUCUGCCAGUGUGAUCCAGAAAUAAAGUAGAGUGGACUCCACAGGCUGGCCAAGUCCUCUGGAGUACCCCAGCAGCAAGAACAAAACUGGAAUCCUCCUUCCUUGGAGCAAAGUGACCUGGUAGACUGCAGAGUGCAGGUUCUCCCUCCUGGCGCUCAGACCUUCACUGGCAGGCUCCCAGCAAGGUCUCCAGUCAGUGCAGCAUCCCUCCUCCCAGGUAUCCCACAGCCCAGCAUUUAACACACAAACCACUGGGCUACCUGGGACCCCUGAGCUAAGGUCCUGAGCUUUCCUGCAGCUGGUUUCCAAUUGCCUGUGAUGGUGCAUGUCAUCAGUUCUCAAUGUGCUGACUCUUAAUGAGACUGCCCUUAUUCACAGAGAGAUCCAUGCCACAGCCUAUGAGGCCAGGUAUUCAAGCUCUGGAGAGAAGAACCUGUGCUUGGUUCCCAUCUCCUUGCAGCUCAUUCCAGACAUCUUCCUAGCUCAGGAUGUAAGUUUGUGGCUCCCCUCCUGCAGGCAUCCAACACUCUCUGGUCACUGCAGCAGGAGCCCAUCAUCUCACUCUGUUCUCUGACUCAGCUUGCUGGGGUCGCAUUUCAGGUCUUGAGGUGCCUUAUAAUCUCUCUGGAUCUUACCCUGAAAAACCUAACUCAGACCUGAGAAGGCUUUACAGUGUUCUCCUCAAGAUGCUCCAGGCUUUCCUGCUUUCCUCCCCUCUUCAUCCUUCUACUGCUGACCUAUGAGCAGAACAGCUCUGUGCAUCAGGGGCUUGUGAGAGAAAAGAUCCUGGGAGGAACUUUCAAGUAGCUGGGUGUGAGCUAGAGGUCUGAUCUGCUGCACAGGGUCCCAGCAAGGUCACAACUGCAACAUCUCCCUCCCACAAUCCCCCAGGUGGUCCACAGACCCUGUUUAAAAUACCAACCAUUGAGUUUUGGCAUCCAGCUUCCUUGGAAUGGAAGGGCUGUUUGGUGACCGAUUGAUCCUUGCAUCUUCCCAAAUUUUCUCCAUCACUAUCCCUCUCUCUGCUAUUCUGCCUUCUCCUUUUUCCCUGUUUAUUUGUAUAUGGGAGUUUUACUGGAUAAAUAGGGAGACGAAUGAGCUGGGUGUGUGCAUAGAGUGAAAUUACCCAAGUUACUGGACUAUCAAAGUAUAUCUUAGAUACUGAAAAAUAGACACCCAAAACACUGAGUCUUUAAACAGACUUUGUUUCUGGGUCUCUGAAAAAAAACAAACAAAAAGAAAAAAGUGGGAAUUUUGCUGAGACUGAUUUACUGGCAUCAUAUUUAUAGAUAUUUAUGGAAAAGAAUCAUGUGUUUAUUGAUGUCUGUGGUAAUGAACGUGAAAUAACGUGCUUUUUGUUUUCUCAUCAGGUUUAUACAUUCUUAACAGAAUGCAAUAGACCCUGCUGUAACUGUCAACAUCAGUGAUGGAUGACAAUAUUUGUAUGAGGUUAUCUGUAAAAUGUACUGCUGUUAUUCAGUUCAUUUGGAAUAGUGAACUUGUAGCCAACGAUGUACGAGUCCCACAUUUUAGCUAGGAUUUUAAGAGCACAGUGAAAUGCUGUAGGAGUUUCUCUGUUGUUAAAUUAAUAGGAUCCAGAGUACCGUAUCUACUUAGUAGGUGGUAGCAUGCUUUCUUUUCAUAGGGAGUUUAUCACUAUUGUGAGCACUGCAAAUGUCAUAGACUGGAUGGAAAAUUGCUCCUAAUAACUACAGCAAAAUAGUUUUUAAUUCUCGUUUGCGUAAUGGCAGCAAUUCAGUGGUAAGGAACUACUGAGGGAGCACUAAUUAGAAGCAGGGGCUCCUAAUAAGACCACAGGUGUUAAUCCUACACUUAAAAGACAGCCUUGCUGCCUCUCCUAGUCCACAGCACAUUGCAAAGAAAAUAGUCAUGAGCUUAAAGCACCUUGACGGUUGCAGAAUACAGCUGCCCUUCUCUGUCCAAUGACAAACACACCUAGCAAGUAAAACACAGUAAAUGGUUAUUUGGGAACAUCUCAGGAGCAGUGACCUCUCUGGGUGGUGCUUGCUCUUGGUCAGAGGGGCCAGUGCCAAAUCCAUGUGCUGGCACAGACCUGUUAGGGCUGAGAUGGCCUAAGCGGUGCCCACCACAGGGCAGAGAGGCCGGUCUCACCCUGCAAGGUCAGGGAUUGGGAUGCCCAUCCACUCCUGAGGGCUGCUUUCCUGAGCCACAUACCAACCCACAGCUUCUGCUCCGUUUGCAACAGGUCAUGUGCAAAUGCAGGUCGGAUGAUACAUAGGUUGAGUCUGUACAUCUGCCUUACAGUGCAUAAGCACCACAGCUCUCUCUGAUAUCAAGUAUUAACAGUAACAAUUAAUGGUAUUUGUAGCUUAUCUUUAAAUGAAUAAAUUUCUUUGCUUGAACCUUACAUUAAGGCUAAAGAGCAUCUUGGUCAAAACAAAACUCUUCCCAUGUGGUGGUGUCCCACCUCCAGUCCUACCGUCCCACGCCAGUGCCUGGAUGAGAGGCACAGCAGAAUGUACUCAGCUCUAUCAGCAGCUCCACAAGAUGCUUUAUUGCCUGGCACCAAGGUGCUUUCUUAACCAAUUCCCCAGAGCCCUUGGCAUCAGGAAGAUCCUUAUUUCCUAUAACUUACAUAAAGAAUGUUUUAUUUGUAUCUAAUGUAAGGAUUUCUGUAACAAACUGUGAAAAAAAAAAAAAAAGAAAAUGAAUUAAUAAAAAGUACAGGGCUGGAAAGGUCUAGAAUUCACAAAUUGUACACAUGCCUGUGUUACUGAAGACAAAUCUAUGCAGUUGUGUUGUAUUGUAGGAAAUUUCAUUUUUAUGUACAUAUAUAUAUUGUAAAUAAAUAGGAUGCUGUAUAUUUUUGCAGUUGUUUAUCCCCUAUGAUAUACAAGUGUUGAGAUAGGCUCUGCAUAUUACAAAUAAUUUUAAUAGAAAUACAAAUACUUUAGCUUCUGAAUUAGCAAAAUGUGUAUCCUUUCCUUUUUCCCAAGAGAUCACAUGUUAAAGCCUAAACUUGAAGUUACAAUUACAUCGCUAAUGUAACAAGAAAAGAGGAAUAAAAGCUCCAAUGAAAUUGUUAGGAUUAAUUCCAGGGCACAACUCCCUGUUUUCUCAACAGCAAGUUAGCCAGUCUUCCUGCUGGGUAAAAUAUCUCCCUUGUAAAGGGCCCCUUUGGUACCCAGGUACCUUUUACCUCCUCAGCUGAGGUUAAUUGGUAGUAAAGUACUGAAAAGGCUUUAUGAAGAAGCCAGACCAAACUGCAGCCAGCAGUUUGACCCAGCAUUAUGCCAUGUUGCAUCCAAGCAUGUAUUUAACCGACUCGUACAAACAGAAGUCAGGUCAGGACUUCUGCAUUUCCAUUUUCAGCCACCAGAAAUGCCUGUAGU
This is a messenger RNA of Neopsephotus bourkii (Bourke's parrot), 6980 nucleotides long. It is a transcript of the gene SLC38A1, whose product is annotated as solute carrier family 38 member 1. The record is from RefSeq and is a predicted model, not a curated record. The transcript has 16 exons. The coding region runs from base 225 to 1691 and encodes 488 amino acids. Lineage: Eukaryota; Metazoa; Chordata; Aves; Psittaciformes; Psittacidae. Gene Ontology annotation, molecular function: L-glutamine transmembrane transporter activity. Gene Ontology annotation, biological process: amino acid transmembrane transport; L-glutamine transport.